AUACGCCUUUAUUCUUUUUCCAGAAAAUUGAAUGUUUUUAUGUUUAUAGAGGUAUGUUACUAGGAUUCCGAAAUGUCCUCUCCAGGGUGUCUCCAAUCAUUUUAAAGCAAACGUCCCAAAAUUGUACUCAAGUGAACAAAAGUUUGCCUUAUCUGUUUGGUGAAAACAAACUAUCGCCUCUAAUUUCUAAACCACAAGAAACAAACCAUGUAAUUUUAUCGAGAGUUGAUUCUGUUGGAUUUAUUCCCAAUAAGUUUGAUGAACUGAUUAUUGCAAGCAGCAUCAUGUCCAGAAUCUCAUGUCCGAGCAACCAACCAUUACCAACCCACAAUAAAUAUAACAUUGACAGCACUGAGCAUGGCAAAGUAAUAAAUGAAGGAGUGGAUGUACUAGAUGUUUUUGAUGAACCAAAUACUUCAAAUCAAACACCGCUAUACGCUCAUAAAAGUGAUAUUAGAUGGCGAAGAAGAAGAAUGAGAAGGCAUAGACUAUUAAAAUGGAGGAAAAAAUAUAAACAUCUUGUGAAACUAAGGUUGAAGCAAAAGCUGGAAAGAAGAAAAGUGCUUUUGGAUAAUGAUCUUGUCAGAAUGUGGGAAAUGUAUGGACUAAAAAAGGAACCCCCUGCAUUGACUCCUGAAGAGAAAAGCAAAUUGGUGAGAAGUUGGGAAGAAGAAGGAAUUUGGACAAAUGCAUUAACUAAAGAAGAAAUCGAAAAAUAUAUCCGAGCACAAAAGCUAAUGUAUUUAACUGACCGAUGCGAAAAGCUGUAAUAAAACAACAUGCCAUACACUG
Ciona intestinalis (vase tunicate) is the source of this 792-nucleotide messenger RNA. RefSeq lists its product as uncharacterized. The record is from RefSeq and is a predicted model, not a curated record. Lineage: Eukaryota; Metazoa; Chordata; Ascidiacea; Phlebobranchia; Cionidae.